UCGGCCAAAAUCUACAUUUGGGGGUGCAAACAUCCACGAUAAAGAGAUAUUUAUUGAGGGUUUAUCAGAACCAACUUCUCAGAAAGAGGCUUUUUCUUCUCUCUCUGGAGCUCCAAUGGCUUUGUUUCAACAAAUGUAUUCUGCUCCAUCAAUAGCAGUAAGAGUCGUUCGUUCUCGUUCAAUUUCCAUGGCUGCUACUUCUACAGCUCGGAAAACUGUCUCUGCCAUAUCUACUACUACACCCGUGAGAACUCCUCAUAUUGAUUCUCAUGUUCUUCUUGGCAUGUCUGAACUUGACCUUCAACAACUAGCUACAGACUUGGGUCAGCAAAAGUACAGGGGGAAACAACUACAUCAGCUUAUAUACAAGUCCAAAGUUAAAGAAAUUCAGGAUUUUAAUCAUUUACCUCUGGCAUUUAGGAAUGAUCUUCAAGAGGCUGGAUGGAAAGUUGGGAGAUCACCGCUUCAUCAGGUUGUCAAGGCUGCUGAUGGCACAGUUAAGGUACUGAUUAAGCUGCAUGAUAAUAGGCUGAUUGAAACUGUUGGUAUACCGGUUGAAGAUGCUAAAGGUACCAUCCGCCUUACUGCUUGCGUCUCAUCUCAGGUAGGAUGUCCAUUGCGUUGUGCAUUUUGUGCUACUGGCAAAGGAGGGUAUUUGAGGAACCUUCAGAGGCAUGAAAUUGUUGAGCAGGUGUUAGCCAUAGAAGAUUUAUUCAAGAAUAGAGUUUCCAAUGUUGUGUUUAUGGGAAUGGGUGAACCUAUGUUGAACUUAAAGGCGGUUUUAGAAGCACACCGUUCCUUAAAUAAGGAUAUACAAAUUGGCCAACGAAUGAUUACAAUUUCAACCGUGGGAGUGCCAAACACUAUUAAAAAGUUGGCAUCUCACAAACUCCAAUCCACCUUGGCUGUCAGCCUACAUGCCCCAAAUCAAAGACUUCGAGAAACAAUUGUGCCUAGUGCAAAAGCCUAUCCUCUGGAUGCACUUAUGAAGGAUUGCAAGGACUAUUUUGAUGAAACUAGUCGCAGAGUAUCAUUCGAAUAUACGCUUCUUGCUGGAGUCAACGACGCGGUAGAACAUGCGGUAGAACUUGCAGAACUACUCCGUGCUUGGGGAAGUGGUUACCACGUCAAUUUGAUACCUUUUAAUCCAAUAGAAGAUACCGAGUUUCGCCGUCCAUACAAGAAAACAAUACUUGCAUUUGCAGCAGCGCUAGAAUCCCGUAAAGUAACAACAAGCAUAAGGCAGACUCGAGGCCUUGAUGCCAAUGCAGCUUGUGGGCAGCUCAGAAAUUCAUUCCAGAAAAGUCCUCUCAUUGCAGCAGCCGACAUGCCUAUCAUUGAGCCUGACAUGGUCGCCGCCGUUGGUUGAUGACUCAUAUGUUCUGCGAUGUUUUAGUGUCUUCGGUACCUCCCCUCUCAGUCCUUUUCACAUUCCAAGUCAAAUGCAUGCUGCCACCAGCAUCCCCCAAUCAGGUGCUUUCCAGUGCCCACAUUAAUUUGUACUCGAAUCCUACAGCAGGCAAUUUCCAGAAGUGCAAGUGUCCUUUUUGUUAUGAUGCGUAUCUUUGGGAGUUGGGAUCAUAUCAGAUCAAAAGGUGUGGGGCUAGUUUGUAAAUUUUGUUGGUUAAGCAGCAAGUAGGAUUUUUAUGUUACAAAAUUUUGAUGAGAAGAUCUAAUUUUCAAUGAGAAUUCUUAUUAGCUAUUUUAGAUGUUUUACAUUUG
Messenger RNA from Papaver somniferum (opium poppy), 1722 nucleotides. Its product is annotated as probable dual-specificity RNA methyltransferase RlmN. Gene Ontology annotation, biological process: tRNA methylation; rRNA base methylation. Gene Ontology annotation, molecular function: RNA methyltransferase activity; iron-sulfur cluster binding. The transcript is spliced from 10 exons. The coding region runs from base 116 to 1369 and encodes 417 amino acids. The record is from RefSeq and is a predicted model, not a curated record. NCBI's taxonomy places the organism in Eukaryota, Viridiplantae, Streptophyta, Magnoliopsida, Ranunculales, Papaveraceae.